CUAAAAUCUAGGGUUUUUCAGAGUACGGUUAAGAUCAUACCAUGGCAGCCACACCAGCUUCGCAAACAGCACCGUCCUCUUCGUUAGACAAUUGCCCCAUUUGUUGGGAUGAGCUUUCUACAACUUGUGGAAGAACUCUUGUGACCCUCCAAUGCUCUCACAAGUUCCAUCUUGACUGCAUUGGCUCGACAUUUAAUUCUUUUGGUGAAAUGCGAUGCCCCUUAUGUCGAGCCAUUGAAAAUGGCACAUGGAUUAUCCCUGAAGAAAGAGCAGAUCAAGCAGCUUCCGAGGAAGAUGAUUCUGACACUGAGGGAUUUGAAUUUGAGGAAUGGGAUUUGUUUCCUAUUCAGGAAGGGUUCAUGGAAUCCACAAGAGCUCUGUUUCAUCGAGCCUUGUCACGGCCUGCUGUCUUGGAUAUUGGGGAUGGGACAGUUUAUCAUCAGGUCUCCGCUUUUGAUAUCAUCAAUCGAUUAAACUAUGAAUGGAAUCAACCACCUCUGCCAACAUUCAAUUCAGUGUUCAAUCAUUUUGCAACUACAAAUUAUACAACUAGAGUUGCAUCUUCAUCCCCGAGAACAUCUUCAGGUCGUUCUCAGGGUGUUGUGGAUAUUGAGUCAUUUCUUGAGCCAGUUAUUCUUGAACCCGGUCGGAGCAAUGGCCCUACACAUUGCAAUUUUAACUGGACGUGCCCGCCUAACAAUUCACCAUCCCCAGGCGUGCGUGCAAUGAUGUCUGGUCCGAGUGGAUCCAAUGGUUUACCAAGGAGGUUUCCUUCUGGUAAUGCAGCGUUGCAAUCCGAACAAGUACAAUUUAACGUGCCUCCGAAUGCUCCAGCCGACAGGCAGCACCAGGAAUUGCCUUCAGUUGUUCAACCUGAAACCGAUAAUGUUUCACCUUCAAAGAGUUCCUCGAAUAACAUUGAUCCUUCUCUGAAAUAGUCAGAUUUCUGCCAUUUUUACUACAAUGAAGAUCAGGCUUUUGU
Messenger RNA from Rubroshorea leprosula, 982 nucleotides. The record is from the annotation of a GenBank genome assembly. NCBI's taxonomy places the organism in Eukaryota, Viridiplantae, Streptophyta, Magnoliopsida, Malvales, Dipterocarpaceae.